Hypoxylon fragiforme is the source of this 222-nucleotide messenger RNA. RefSeq lists its product as uncharacterized. Lineage: Eukaryota; Fungi; Ascomycota; Sordariomycetes; Xylariales; Hypoxylaceae. Bases 1 to 222 code for a protein of 73 amino acids. The record is from RefSeq and is a predicted model, not a curated record. The transcript has 2 exons.
AUGAAGUUCAUCACGCUCUUAGGUCUUGCCGCGACAGCCCUGGCCAUGCCAUACGGCGAGCUUCCCUGGGAUGACCUGAUCUGCACGCCCCCGGAGUACAUCUGCAAGCCCGACUUCACUGGCUGGCUCGUCUGCAACGUGGACGGCCACUACCUUGAUGGUGGAAACUGCGAUGGGGACACGUGGUGCGAGUACAUCAACGACCUGCCGUACUGCGUUUAA